This is a messenger RNA of Carassius carassius (crucian carp), 2702 nucleotides long. Its product is annotated as protein Jade-1-like. The transcript has 12 exons. NCBI's taxonomy places the organism in Eukaryota, Metazoa, Chordata, Actinopteri, Cypriniformes, Cyprinidae. The record is from RefSeq and is a predicted model, not a curated record. Bases 243 to 2660 code for a protein of 805 amino acids. Gene Ontology annotation, cellular component: histone acetyltransferase complex. Gene Ontology annotation, biological process: regulation of transcription by RNA polymerase II.
CCCUCGUGAGAAACUCUGCACGUGUUCGUGUUGUAAACAUUAGGUGUUACAAAGUUGCUCGGUUGAGCGAGAAAAAAAAGGUGCAGCUGAAGCUGUCGUGAACAGCGUUUCCUCUUCGUGUUCGUCCGUGGCUCCCCCCUCGGAUUAUUUCUGCGAACCGCCCCGUUCACUCAUUUGAGGAGAGAAGCCGAUGACUUUCUUCUUCAUGCUCGCUUCUUGAUGGACGUUUUCAAACUUGACAGAUGGAGAGUGAGAUGAAGAGGAGGAAAUACUCCACCAGCAGCAACGACUCGGACACCACCGACAGUCACGUGACCACCUGGUCAGGGUCUUCAAAGAACACAGGGACCAGCAGCACAUGGAUACGCCAUGAGCAGAAGAAACCGUCCGAGGUGUUUCGGACCGAUUUUAUUACAGCCAUGAAGUUGCCUGAUUCAGCUCAACUGAGCCCAGAGGAGUUUUACUUCCUCUCCGACCCCUGGAGGCAGGAAUGGGAGAAGGGUGUUCAGGUGCCAGCUAAUGUGGAAGCCAUCCCUGAGCCUGUAGUCAGGAUGCUUCCAGAGGUCAAUCGAAUCCCAUUCUUUUCACCGAUCCAAGCCAGGGGUCAGUCAGAGUUUGGCUUCGGAGAGCCACAUGGUCUCACUGAGUCGUUGAGUUGUUACAAUCUUGAUGAUCUGGAUGUGACCUGGCUUGAACUGGUUAAUGCUGAAUUUAGACAACUAGCACUUCCAGAGCUGGAGGAGCUGACCAUGGAGCAGGUCGUGGUGGAGCUGGAGAACCAGUGUCAGCAGAACAUGAAGCAGGCCAUCGAGACUGAGGAGGGUCUGGGCAUCGAAUACGACGAGGACGUGGUUUGUGACGUGUGCCGCUCACCUGAGGGCGAGGACGGCAAUGAGAUGGUCUUCUGCGACAAAUGCAACGUUUGUGUGCAUCAGGCGUGUUACGGGAUCUUGAAGGUGCCGCAGGGUAACUGGUUGUGCCGAACCUGUGCCCUCGGAGUGCAACCCAAAUGUCUGCUCUGUCCCAGGAGAGGAGGAGCUCUGAAACCCACACGCAGCGGAACCAAGUGGGUCCACGUCAGCUGUGCCUUAUGGAUCCCCGAGGUGAGCAUUGGCUGCCCUGAGAAGAUGGAGCCAAUCACUAAAGUGUCCCACAUCCCGGCCAGCCGCUGGGCCUUGUCCUGUGGUCUGUGUCGUGAACACACAGGCACAUGUAUACAGUGCUCCAUGCCAUCCUGCAUCAUGGCCUUCCACGUGACCUGUGCGUUCGACCACGGACUGGAGAUGUGCACCACACUGGCAGAGAACGACGAGGUUUGCUUCAAAUCGUACUGUCUAGAGCACAGCAGCGUCUUGCGCUCCAAAAACGGCGGGAAUGUGGACAGACCCGAAACACACCACGCUGUCUCCGAUCUGUCGGCGACACAUUUGGAUCGUUUGAAGCAGGACCAAGCAGAACAGGAGAAAGCCAGCCAACGCAAGCAGAAGCUGCAAGAGCUUGAAGAUGAGUUUUAUAGAUUCGUGGACCCCAAGGAAGUCGCAGAAAGCCUUUCUCUGCCAGACGCUCACGUGGACUUCCUCUUCCAGUACUGGAAGCUGCGACGAAAGGCCAACUUUAACCAGCCACUGGUGGCCAUCAAGAGAGAUGAGGUGGACAAUCUGGCCCAGCAGGAGCAGGAUGUUUUAUAUCGCCGUCUGAAGCUCUUCACUCACUUGCGUCAGGAUCUCGAGAGGGUCAGAAACUUGUGCUACAUGGUCACACGCCGAGAGAAGAUCAAACACUCUUUAUGCAACCUGCAGGAGAAGAUCUUUACCUUGCAGAUUCAGCUCUUAGAGAAGAACCUGAUUGGAGACAAAACUCGGAGAGGGGAGAAGAUUAAUCGCAAUGGAGUCAGGGAUCGAGUGAGAGAAAGAAGGAAAUGUAGUCCAGAAAAGAAAGACAAAUGGAGAUCAGACGACAAAUAUCUAUUCACACAGUUGGGUUUCUCCAAAUCCUUCCCGCUGGACGGCUCGCUGUUUGACAGCUGGCUGGCUCAGUCCAUUCACAUCACAGCAGAUAACAUGCUGAGCCAGUGGUCUCUGUCCGGAGAGAAGGGCCAUCCGUCCGUUAGCCUCCUGUCAGACCAGCUCCUGCAGGGCGAGGAGAGCCUGCUCAGCCUCAUGAUGGACCACUCCAUCAAGUCCACCUGGAAGACGCCCCAGCUGGGCCGCAAGCCGAGAGGAGCGCAGCGCAGCCGCAGGAAACCAGUCUCGCUCCCGAGAAUCGGCUCCGCGGUUAGAGCCAAGGCAGAGAGAGCAGGUCAUGUUCAGCAUCAUCACACCCGCAGCAGCGAUGGCAGACCGGACCUUCUGCAGCCAGCCAUAUCCAAAAUGGACUCGUGCCACAUUUCCGAAGUGGAUACGGAGAGCAGCAAGCGAUCGCAAAUGGCCUUGCGUCUGCGUCUCCCUAGACAGAGCAAGUCACACUCGAAGAGCCACUCGACGGAGACCUGCCUUCCCAAUAGCACUGGGAACAACACUCUCCACACUGAAACAGACGGCUAUUUCUCUGACGCCGAACAGAGUGACAGUGAAUUGCGCUUGUUCAGCCGGGAGCCGUGCUUGCCCCAACUGCAUGCUGGGAAGGAGGAGGUAGUGCGGCGGAGCGUGCUUGCCUCCUAGAACCAUUUUCGGAAGCCUGUUUCUCUCCCGUUUAAUGUUUUU